Messenger RNA from Ictidomys tridecemlineatus (thirteen-lined ground squirrel), 5355 nucleotides. It is a transcript of the gene Zfp82, whose product is annotated as ZFP82 zinc finger protein. NCBI's taxonomy places the organism in Eukaryota, Metazoa, Chordata, Mammalia, Rodentia, Sciuridae. The record is from RefSeq and is a predicted model, not a curated record. Gene Ontology annotation, cellular component: nucleus; nucleoplasm. Gene Ontology annotation, molecular function: RNA polymerase II cis-regulatory region sequence-specific DNA binding; DNA-binding transcription repressor activity, RNA polymerase II-specific. Gene Ontology annotation, biological process: negative regulation of transcription by RNA polymerase II; regulation of cytokine production; regulation of immune system process.
GCACUCAGCGCGCGCGGCUGGCCCUCCCAACAACCCCUGCGUGCGGCCCGUUAGGCCCCUUGGGCUGUAGACAGUUCCCGGCCGAGCGUCUUCGCUUGGGCUGGGCAUCACCUUGAGACGUGUUUGGCGCCACAAGUGAGCAGUCCUGUCCCGGAGUGUCGGUCCUAGCCAUUACGUAACAAAGGCGCUGCGGCGCGGGGGGUAAGGAGAGGGAAGGGAGGCACUGUAUGGCGCUGCCUCGGGCCGCUGGUGAGAAGGGCGGUGUGGCUGUGUCGGUGGGCGUGACAGGACCUGGGUUUGGAGCCGGACUCGGAGCGGUUUUGAGCUCGGGACUGUUCUGGCCUCUGUGGAUUCUACUCCCCUGGCAAACAAACCCCAAGGAGGACUUACCAUUUCUUGAAUUACUAAAUCAUGGCCCGGGCUGUUUCAUUUCUAAACCAGAUGUGAUUUCCUUAUUGGAACAAGGAAAAGAUCCCUGGAAAAUUAUGAAGAAAGGAAAAAGACAAUAUUCAGAUUUGGAGACCAGGUGUGAGACCAAGAAGUUAUCUUCAGAAAAUGACAUUUAUGAAAUAAAUUUAUCCCAGUGGAAGCUAAUGGAAAGAAUUAAAAACCAUGGCCUUAAGGGCCUCAUUUUAAAAAAUGACUGGGAAUCCAAAAGAAAAUUUGAAGGACAAGAGGGACCUCAAGAGGGAUACUUCAGUCAAGUGAAACUCACAUCUGAAAAAGUAUCCGCUUAUCAGAAGCGCACAUCUGUGACUCCACGUCAGAGAAUUCAAUUAGUGGAGAAACCCUAUGAAUGUAAAGAAUGUGGGAAGGCUUUUAAAGUACGACAGCAACUUACUUUUCAUCACAGAAUUCAUACUGGUGAAAAACCGUAUGAAUGUAAGGAAUGUGGGAUGACCUUUAGACAAACUGCACACCUCACUCGACAUCAGAGACUUCAUUCUGGAGAAAAGCUCUAUGAAUGCAAGGAUUGUGGGGAAGCUUUCAUGUGUGGCCCAGAUCUUCGAGUACAUCAGAAAAUUCAUAUUGGUGAGAAGCCCUAUGAAUGUAAAGAAUGUGGGAAAGCCUUCAGAGUUCGAGGACAACUUACUCUCCAUCAGAGGAUUCAUACUGGUGAGAAACCCUAUGUAUGUAAAGAAUGUGGGAAGGCCUUUAGACAGUAUGCACACCUUACUCGACAUCAAAAGCUUAAUAUUGCUGACAGACUGUAUGAAUGUAAAGAAUGUGGGAAGGACUUUUUGUGUGGCUCUGGACUUAGAGUACAUCAUAAACUUCAUACUGGUGAGAAACCCUAUGAAUGUAAGGAAUGUGGGAAGGCUUUUAGAGUGAGACAGCAACUAACACUCCAUCAGAGAAUUCAUACUGGUGAGAAACCCUAUGAAUGUAAGGAAUGUGGAAAAACCUUUAGUCGUGGUUAUCAUCUUAUUCUCCAUCACAGAAUUCAUACUGGUGAAAAACCUUACGAAUGUAAGGAAUGCUGGAAGGCUUUUAGUCGUUACUCACAACUUAUUUCACAUCAGAGUAUUCAUAUUGGUGUUAAACCCUAUGAUUGUAAGGAAUGUGGAAAAGCCUUUAGACUACUUUCACAACUUACACAACAUCAGAGUAUUCAUAUUGGUGAGAAACCCUAUAAAUGUAAGGAAUGUGGGAAAGCCUUUAGAUUGCGCCAAAAACUUACUCUACAUCAAAGCAUUCACACUGGUGAAAAACCCUUUGAGUGUAAGGAAUGUAGGAAGGCCUUUAGACUCAAUUCAUCUCUUAUCCAACAUUUGAGAAUUCAUUCUGGUGAGAAACCCUAUGAAUGUAAAGAAUGUAAGAAGGCCUUUAGACAACAUUCACACCUUACCCAUCAUCUGAAAAUUCAUAAUGUAAAAAUGUAAGAAAAUCUUAUCAGUACUAUGUUGUAGAACAUUCUAUGAAUGUAAUAAUCUCUUUUGCUUCCUAAAUGUAGCUGACUUGGCAUGUAAGGGGUUUUAUACCAUUAAAAGGCUAUGUUGAUAUGUUCUACCAUCACUUCAGCACAUUUGUUAUAACUGAUCCUAUUAAUAUAACGAUGUGGGAAAGAUACUUAUCUCUAUCCCAUCACUUUUUUCUUUUGGUUAUACUGAAGAAAACACAACUGCUCUGGGCGGAAGUUUCUUCUUUGUAAAAUGAUGGUAUAAAACUGUAGCAAAAAUGGAUGCAAAUUCUUGACAUUGUUCCCAUUAACAGAUGGAGUCCAUAUUUCCUCCCUUGAAUAUGGGCAGAGUCUGUGACUGCUUUGUCCAGUAGAACAUAGUAGAAGUACUUCUGUGCAGUUUCUGGGUCCAUGCUUUACUGUUAAGGUUACUUCGUCUCUUAAAACACUUUCUCAAGCUCUGAACUGUCAUGUAACAAAGUCUAGCAAAUGGAGAAGCCCUGAGAUUAUAUAUACAGGGAAAGAUACCUGAUGAAUCCAGUGUUCCAGACAUGCCCUUUAAGACACCAGAUAUUUGAGUGAAAGAGUUUUUGAUCCUCUAGACCAGCUGAUCACCACUGAGUAACCUCAGCUGACACCAUGUGGAAUAGAAGACUCAACCAGCUAAGUCCCUGCCCAACUCCUGAUGCACACAAUCAUAGAAGAAUUUAAAAAUUGGCUGUUGUUUUAAGCCACUAUAUUUUGUUUUAUCAUUAUUCUUAAUAUUACUCUUUUGAGAAUUCUCUUGAAAGACUAUUCUCAGUGGUUAAGCACUCCUGGGUUCAAUCCCUGGUAUCAAAAAAAAAAAAAGACUAUAGAAGUAAUGAAUAUAAAUAUGCCUUCUACCAACAUUUAUCCCUUAUUCUUGUUAAAAUACUGAAAAUGAGAAAUUAUUUUUCUGUUUAUUAAUAAAACAGGUAUUCUACAAUCUACAUUCUCAGGUCCUAGUUAAUAUUUAAUUAAAGGCUAACAAAAGAUAACAUAAAAGGAAGCUAUUUGUAAAUUUAAACUCACCUGUAUUAUAACUCCUGCAUUUUUUGCCCCAUUGGAGUUGAGUUUUUUGCCACGUUCCGCAGGCUGGUGUCCAAACUGCUGAGCUCAAGUGAUCCCAGACUCCCAAGUACUGAUUUACAAUUGUGUGCCACCACGCCUGCCUACAUUGUUUGUUUAGUCACUCCUUUGUAACUUAAAAAAAAAAUGCUACAUAGGCUAGUUCGACUCCCUUCAUAUUGGCUUCUGUGUCCUUUUUUUUUUUUUUGACCACUGUAGCCUUUGAUUGCUUUUUUUCCUAACCAAAUGCAUUGAUCAGCUGUGGAGCACACUAGUGCAUUAUUGAUAAAUAAAGGGAAAGACUGGAACAUUUAAAUCUUUCCUUACCUUUAUGAACUGCAUUUCAAAACAACCAAAAGUUGAUGAAGGAUAGUUUAUUAAUAGAGAAUUCUAGCUGGUAAAGUUCAAAGGAGUGAUAGAAUUUGAAAAUUAUGCUUAUUUAUAAAAUAAUGGGUCUUGGUGGAGAUAUCCAUGGAUACAAGACCAUGGGUGAAGGAUUAAUAGAAAGCUUAUGAUUGGUGGUGCUGAAUGGCAGCACCCACUAAUCUACAUUAACAUUUCUAAAUUAGAUCAGCCAAGCUAUGCCUUUCUAGAUGUGAUACAAUCAAUAUACAAAGUAUCUCCUGUGAAAUAACCCUCUCCCCUAAAAAUUUGCUUCAGAAUUACAAUUUAGUCUCUGAAUCUAAUUACCCAUUUUCAGGAAACAUGGAGAACUAAGGAACAGAUUAGUGACACAAAGAAGCAAAUAAGGAAAUCCACAAUUUGAAAAGUUUCCUGAAUUAAUGGUCUAAUUUCUUAACCAAAAUACAUAUCAAGAACAAAAAGAACCAUAAUCCUAUGUCAAGAAUAAUAGACAUAUCAAGUACAGUGUAUGGAACAUAUUGGUAUCCUUGUGUUUUAACAUUUUAAUGUACUUGGGAUUUGUUUUAAUUAGGCAUGGUGAUAGACAUAAAAAUUAUUGUCUUGAAGAAAGAAGUUUAUUCUCAGAUCCUUAAAACUAGUAUUCUAUUAUCUGAAAGGAGGCAUGGCUUGCAUGUAGGGCCAUAUGGGGAAGCACCCAAAGACUUGGGUAAAAGCAGAAAUAGAGAGGAUAAUGCAAGCCCCAAGGCAUUUAUUAGUGAUUUGUUGUUUAUUGUUUUAUUUGGGGGGAAGGAAUGGGUAAGGCAGGCUAGACACUUGAGUAAGUUUAGGGUGGAUAGUUUGAUAAUUUUGGCAGAUUCUGUGCUACAGAGGUGAUUGCUAGUUGUUCAGUACCUGGCCCUAGGGUAAUUUACAGCUGGGGAGUUUUGAUGUGGUAUAUAGUUUGAUAAAGCAUGGAUGGGAAUAUGGGCUCUGGAUUGUUUGAUUUGUAUAUCAAAGAUCUACUCACAGGGGAACUAUUGCUAUCUAUGCAUUAGCUAGUCUUGGGAGGAGUCUUCAGGAUCAAGGCCUGAACUGCCAGAGCAUUAAGGGUACAGAAAAUGUAGUCAGUCCAAUCCUGAUUUGGACAAAUUAGUGACAAUGUUUUUAUAUAUUGUGUAAAUAUAACCAUGGAUUAUGUAUUAAAUGAUACUAAGCAAUUGUUCAUUAUGUUAGGCAUUAUGUUGGCAUUAUGGGUGUGUGUAUAAAUAUGUGCUAGAGAUCUAUACUGAAGUAUUGAAGGGUAAAAUUAUGUCAUGCCCUAUGAUUUGCUUUAAAAUGUAGUCAUGCAUCACAUAAUGAUUUUUCAGUCAACAGUGGGCCACAGGGCUGGGGCUGUAGCUCAGUGGCAGAGCACUUGCCUCACGUGUGUGAGGCACUUGGUUCUAUCCUUAGCACCACAUGAAAACAAACAAAUAAAAUAAAGGCGUUCUGUCCAUCUACCAAAAAAAAAAAAAAGUUGACCAUAUGUUCAACAUUGAUCCCAUAAGAUAUUAUCACCUAUUAUCUUAAUGUCAUUAAUGUAAUGUCAUUAAUGACAUUAAUGUAAUAUCAUUACCCAUCUUAGGUGUCAAAGUAGACUCUGUGAUGUUUGCAUAACAAUGAAAUCACCUAAAGAUGCAUUCCUUAGAAAGUAUCCCUGUAAGUAACUGAAAAUAUGUGGGAGGAAUAGAUGAAACAAGAUUGGCAAAAUGUUGCUGUGUUAUUUCUUCAUAAAAGACACACAGGGUUCAUUGUGCUAUUUUUACUAUCUUUACAUAUAUAUUAAAAUUUCCAUAAUAAAAAUUUUAAGGUAGAGAAUCAAAUCUGAAGUGUUAAAAUAUUUAGAGAUGAAUAAUAAUGUGUUGCCUACAAAUGAAAAUUUGUGGGAAAUCACCAAAGCGCUACUAAAAGAAAACCCCAAACAAUGCAUUUAGAAAACCUGGAUUGAGGCGGGGAAAAAAAAGAAGAAAACCUGGAUUGAGGAA